Heterocephalus glaber (naked mole-rat) is the source of this 3720-nucleotide messenger RNA. The record is from RefSeq and is a predicted model, not a curated record. Lineage: Eukaryota; Metazoa; Chordata; Mammalia; Rodentia; Bathyergidae.
CUCCAGUGAUGCUGCCUCAUGGGACAGCUCUUGAUCUAUUUGGUUUUGUGUUAUUUUUCAGUCUUAUAAGAGGAUAAGGGAUGUCAUUCUAUGUGGAGCUGGGAGUUUCUGAUUCCACAACUGAAACUGCUCCCGGCUCCUGGAAGGGCAGCAGUUCUUCCAUGCCCAGGCUGUCACUGUCCCUCGGAGCUCACUCUGAGUCUCAAGAUUUCCCCCCACACAUGACUCUGGGGUGCUCAGGUGUUUUCCCAUCCAUCAGCCUUGUUGGUGCCACAGAAUGGUGCCAACAUGUGCCUGCUUGCUCACGCAGAUGGCUGGAGUGCAGGACUCUACUGGUGCUCUGGGACACACAAGAAAUCACAGCACUUUGGUGCUUAUAUAAAAGCAAUGCUGCUUGCUUUUCAAACAAUUUUUCACUGAUUACAUUUUCCCUUCUCUCCUGGAAGUGAGUAAAACAAGAGUUUCUCGGCUCCAUUGACAGAGGAGGAGGAGAAUAAGAUGGGUGUCGAGUGCUGGGGCCUGGAUCUCUGUCCCCAAAUCAGGCUCUCCACAGCCCCACACGCCUCCUUUUCUCCUGAUUCCUGUCACCUGCUCUGAUGCACAGGACCCUAGGCCUUACUUCUCCUGGGAGAGAGACGCAGUUACACAUGGUCCCCUUGACCUCCGUGCAGUCAGAAGUUUGGGUGGUUCCCCAAGUGCAGCUAGAAAUGGAAGAAGGGAAAUGGAAGUGAGCGGGCAUCUGACAGGAGUAGUUUUUUGUCUUGUACAGUUUAGGAAGCAGUCACAUUUAUCCAGAAAUUGUGGUCAUUCUGUAGAUUUAUCCCACACUAGUUCACAUGAGAUACAACUGUGUAAAUUAAAAACUUCUUAACCUCCACAGCAGAUCCUGGCCCAAAUCUGAGAACGAAUCAGGGUGAGCAUGGUAUAAAUUUCCAGGCAGAGCCUUUUGUUCCAGAAGUGGAAUGUAGGAGCAGGGAGCAAGGGAAGGAAAUGGGUGGGAGGUGGGAAGGACACGCCCGGGUGAAGACCUGACAGCAGAAGGGGCCUCUGCUCCCGCGUGUGCCUCGCUGUCCUUGGAAGGCUGUCUUCCAUUGUGGUCAUCUGCACUGGCAGCGAUAAGGUGACACACGGGAGGCAGCCAUGAGAGGAGGCCUUGUGCUCCCUCUGCAGCUGGUAGGGAUAGUACGGGGUCAGAAGGUGAGGAGCCUGCUGACCUGCCCAGUGGCUGCUGAGCGGGCGACUGCCUGGCACUCUGGUCUUCCACUCUGUCCUCGGAGCGUGGCUGCAUUGUCCUCGAUGGGACCUUCUGAUAGGAGCCACUUUGCCCAGAGCUCUUUUCUCUCUCUGCUGUUGCCUUUCAUAGGGCUAAGUUUGGGUUUAUUUUCUCCCUUGCAAGUGGCAGUGGAAUAUUUCCUGGCCCCUAUUGUAUUGGCCGGGACCUGUGGCUGUGGACAGAAGUGUCCCCUGACCGAAGGCCAUCUCUUCUUUCCUGGCAGUUGAGGCAGCAGCCAUGGGGAACGUGGAUGGGACGCUCAGGAAGGCACUGCAGGCCUGGAACAACAGCACCAGUACCCAGCUGAGCAUCGAGCCUAAGACAUCGUCUUCUCAGCCAAGUGUGGCCCCCUGGUCGGGCAUCAUGAGCGACCAGCUCAAGUUUCAUGACCAAAGUGACGUGAUCGACGCCCUCAGCUACAUGGUGCCCUAUCUCUCAGAGGGAAACCCAGAGGCUGUGCAGUCAGCUCUACUGCCACUCAUUGCAAGGCUUUUUCCAAAUGCAUUUCAUGGAGAUAACACAGAUUCUUUAAAAAAGGAUAUAAAGAAGUCCUCCUUUAUCCAUGAAUCCAACAAAAAUAAAUUGGAAGAGCUGUAUUUGCUCAGAAAUUGGUUAAAUGUAGAAAUUCAGAAAAAAAUGGAGGAAGUUAAGAAGGAAGAAGACACUGUCAGGGGUAUACAGCCCACCCUUUUGGGUCCCACCUUGGAGCCCCAAAUAUCUAGAACACUAGGAAGGGCUCUGACACAGGAAAACAGCAUGGCGGAGGCCCUGAGAGGAAGAAGGCUGCACACAGUGGACAGGGUCCUCAGGGGCCUGAAGGACACAGGUAAAAGGCUGCUGCAGGACAGGAGGAAGCAGCAGGUCAGGGACAGGGAGGUCACCUGGCCCCUUGCACAAGCAGCCUCGGGGACCCCAGUGCCACGGAGCUGGAGCAGUGUCAUGAGGGCCCCCAGGCCCAGGAACCCAGCCAGAUUCUCUGUCCUCACAGAGGGACAGAGGGCGGCCACCCCUUCCUCCCUGGUGGCUCCCUGGCUGGGCAGGUCCCCCACCUCCAGAGCCCAGCCUGUGGUGAGAAGCAGAGCAAAAGACUUCACCCACAGCAUACGGUUUCUAAACCACGGGCGGGACAGAGUGCUAAGAGUGAAGGCAACUCCACCUGCCUGGCAGUCACAAAAGAGUCGUUGCUUGGCUGGGACUCUCUUCCCUGUGUCCCUCGGAACAGCCCAGGCCAACCUGAGGGCACAGCUCACCAAGGGAAAUGCACGCAGCGGCCUGACCCCAGCAAAGAGGCCUGGGUUCCGGGCACUGAGGAGCCUCAUGGACUCCCCUCCAGGAGGCUUCCUGUCAGCACCAGGGGACCUGCAUGUGUCUGCUGCAGACUCUGCCUCGGGCUCGGCCUCGAUGCCCACACACAUCACCUUCCCAGUGCUGCCGUCCCUGGGGGUUGUGUUAGAAACAGGGCUGAAUCACUUGCUGCAGCCGCUCAUCCCUGACGACAACCUGAGAAGGCUCAUCAUCCAGGUCACCAGCAUUUUGAAAAUGGACUGCGCUGAGCCCCCCGCGCCCCCCGCCUGUGCCAAGCUCAUCUCCAAGUCUCGCUGCCUGCUGAUGCUUCUGACUGAGCAGCGGGAGGCCACGGUGUCCCAGGCCCAGGGGGAGCAGCAGCAGCUGUAUUCUGACCCCAUGGUCAUGGAGGGGACAGAAGCCCAUGGCAAGCAGAAGGGACAGCAGACGCCUCAGACGUUCAGAGAACAUGUUCUUGAAAGCAUGUAUAUAGACAAAUGCAUCAUCAGGGCAUUAGCAGCUCUGAAUGUGAUACUGAUCGCUGUCAUCAUUGCCCUCUGCAACAGGCAGUUAUCGGCACAGAAGAGCCAGAGUGGACGAUCCAGAGGCCAGAAGGUAAAUGAGAGCCUGGUGUCUUGAAAGGAAUCUUGGAAGCCGAAGUCCAGGCUGGAAGGCGGGAGGCAGAGCCCGGCUCCCUGCUUCCCCGUGACCAGUUCUGUCCCUGGCCCAGGGCGAGCUCACACCCUGGAGAGCUCUGGGCCAGAGUUUGUCCCCUUACUUCAUGGGGCAGAAAUGGGCAGAAGGGGCAGGGGGUGUCCUGCCAGGGGCACGCAGCUCCUGAGGGGGCAGGAAAAGCGGCUCUUACAGCCGGUGUCCAUGCUGACCGUGCUGUGUUUGGGUGGUGCCCAGGGUCUCUGUCCCCGUCAGCUGUGACGCCAUGGACAGCAGAGGGGCUUCCAGCCUGCUCCUGUCCCCAGAGGGCUCUUUUGGAUUUAUUCUCUUUUUUUUCCAUACUGGGGAUUGAACAUGAAACCUUGUGCUUACGAGGCAGGUGGCAGCACCACUGAGCUAAAUCCCCAGCCCUCUUUUUUUUUUUUCUUAAUGGGAUUGAACACAGGGCCUUUGUACUGAGCUCCAUCCCCAGCUGCUUCUUCUUCUUUUAA